Symbiodinium natans is the source of this 2238-nucleotide messenger RNA. The record is from the annotation of a GenBank genome assembly. NCBI's taxonomy places the organism in Eukaryota, Dinophyceae, Suessiales, Symbiodiniaceae.
AUGGCGCCGGACACGUCCUCAAAUGAGGCAAAUCCAUUGAGCAACCUGCGUUUGCCAGCCACAGAUCACUUAGCCGUGGGCCACACGCUGAGCUCUCGCAGCGCCAAGAGCAUGCACGCCAUCAGCGAGGAUGUGCCUACAAUAAGUCCGACUACUGCCUCACCGCAGGAUGGCGACUGUUUGGAGUCACCUGGUAGCCAGGACGUGAGCAAGUCGACAAAGACAACUGACAUCUUUGGAGACGAGGGCGUGUUCUCGGCGGCGCACAUGAGAAUUCCCUUGAGCGCCCGGAGCACGGGCACACGUGGCGGCCUGGAGGAUGACGAGGGGAUCCCAGCAACCUUGAAGUUCAACAGCAUGAUGACCGACAUCAGCUACGACGAGGGUGUGCAGCCCAUGCACUCCAUGCCGAACUUGACCUAUUGGCAGGGCCGGCGCAACAGCGGCAUCAAGCUUGGAAGAGGUGACGAGGAUGACAUGGAGGAUGCCAUGAUGAUGACCAAGUACCCCAGCAUACUGACGGACUGUGGGGACGAGGGCUGGUACGCGGCCCCGCCACCCCAGCGGCCGGCCAGCACCGGGGGCAUGCAGCACCUUCAGGUGACCGGGGCCCGCGGAGGUCGUCGGAACAGCAACGUCAGCAAUGGCCGCCUCACCCGAGGAGCUGCUGAUUCGGAUGAGGAUGAGGAGCUGAUGUUUGCGAAGCAUGCCAGCAUCGUCACCGACAAUGGGGAUGAGGAGCCGUUUGCAAAGCACAGCAGCCUGGUCACGGACUAUGGGGAGGAGGACGGUGGCCGGGUUGGGCGCAUGCCGACGAACCUGGCCCAAGCUGCCAAGAUCUUCCAAGAUGCUUGCGCGGCCUCCAGUGCCCAGGCUGCGGCGCCAGGAGACCCGCUGGGUAGCUUUGCAGGGGAGGCAGCGGCGCGAGGACACCGGAUUGGCGAAGAGUCGUCCGACGCCUCGCCGGUGUCCGGCACAUCUCCUACAUCCAGGACGCCGAUGACCAUCAACAUCCAGGCCGGGCCGGGCUUCCCUGCCCAGCCCUGGCAGAAUUCCGGGUGCCAGGGCCAAGGGCCGAACCUCCUCAGCCAGCCGCAGUUCGGGCCCCCUUCCUCGCGGCCCAUGCAGCUGCCGGUGUCCGGCGGGGCGUUUGCUCCUCCCCAAGGUACCUUGCUCAAUCUCGUGACGCAGGCGGCGGAAGCUGCAGCCUGCCGCGACGCCUCCUCACGGCCUGCGCCCUUCGGCCGCGCCGAUGAGCCACAGAUCCCCGGAGUGCCACCACGUGCGCUGGAGCAAGCACAGCGAGGGCAGUGGCCAGGGGCGUCGCCCUACAUGUUUGUACCUCCGAACUUCGCCUCAACAUCUCCGUUUGAGAGGGCCGGCUUCCUUUCCUCGCCCUGUGGGAUGGGGGGCUCCCCGCUCCCUGGCAUGCCAAACGCAGUGGCGGCUGCUGCAGCGGCUGGUGCAGGGGUGCAGGAGCUGGAAACCCUCUUGGCCGAGAACAUGCUGCAGCGCCAGCAGUUGGAGCAGAUGAGACUCAUGCAGCUCCAGCAGCAGCAGAUCCAGAUGCAGCAGCAGCUCCGACAGCAGCAGCAUCAGCAGCAGCAGCAGAUGCUGCAGCCCUUUCAAGGAAUGGUCCCGGCUCAGAAUGCAGUCAGGUCACGCCCUGAACGUCCGCGCGGCCAAGAACGGGACAAGAAGCCACCCGUAAAGCGAGGGCAGAGGGAGCGCCAGACCACUGUGAUGCUGCGGAACUUACCGCAGGGGUACAGCCGAGACAUGCUUGUGGAUUUGAUGAACCGAAAUGGGUUCUUUGCCUGUUUCAACUUCGUCUACAUUCCAAUCAAUUUUCGAUCCCAGGCCAUGUUUGGCUAUGCUUUUGUAAACUUUGUCGACGAAGCCCAAGCUCUCCGAGCUCGUGACGCUUUUGAAGGAUUCACGAAUUGGGGCGUGGAGACGGACAAGAUUUGUGAAGUAUCCUGGAGCGAUAUGCACCAGGGCUUGAUGGCCCACGUGAAUCGCUAUCGAAGUAGUCCGGUCAUGCACGAGUCUGUCCCGGAUGAGUACAAACCAGCGGUGUACUCUCAGGGGAGACGCGUCCCCUUCCCCGCGCCAACGAAGCGCAUCCGAGUGCCCCGCAUCCGCCGCGGUCCGGAAGGUGCUGCAGGAGACGGCGACUGCGAAGGAUCCGAAGGAGAGGAUGAUGGUUUGGCAGGAGUGGAUGCCGCCGAUGGAUGA